UUCCAUUUCAUCACAUAUGGCAACUUGUUCUGCUUUCAAGAUUCCGAUUUCAAUUGCGAUUGAAGUCAAAAUUAUGCGAAAGGUUAGGUGGAAUGGGAACUAAAAAGGACCUUAGUUUAAUGCCAGUGGCAUUCGGUACGAUGAAACAGUACAGUUUGAACGAAGUAAAGAAACACAACAGCAGAGAAAGUCUGUGGGUGAUCUUAGAUAACGGGGUGUACGAUCUUACCGCCUUCUUGAACGACCAUCCUGGUGGAGAGGAAGUAUUAUUCGACAGAGCCGGACUCGACGCGACCGACUGCUUCAAUACCGUGGGUCACAGUUUGGACGCCAAAGAACGCAGGGAAUUGUACAAGAUUGGAGAACUCGAGGAUAUGGAACGAAUCAACUACAAACCGAAGGAAGAUGACGAUGCGUACGAAAAGGCGUUGAAAGCUCGAACGAACUUUUUCAAAGACAGGGUCAUUCCUGCAGCAAUUGUGGUAAUAGCCUUCUAUGUAUACUACUUCAUUAUGUAAAUAAAAGCAAUAUGUAAGAAUAAAAA
Messenger RNA from Nicrophorus vespilloides, 544 nucleotides. RefSeq names its product cytochrome b5-like. Lineage: Eukaryota; Metazoa; Arthropoda; Insecta; Coleoptera; Silphidae. The record is from RefSeq and is a predicted model, not a curated record. The transcript is spliced from 2 exons. The coding region runs from base 93 to 518 and encodes 141 amino acids. Gene Ontology annotation, molecular function: heme binding. Gene Ontology annotation, cellular component: intracellular membrane-bounded organelle; membrane.